GGAUCUGGCCGCUUCGCAGAGACCACGUGUCUCAUUAUCCCCCAAGAAUCUCAGCUUGCUCACGAACAAAUGACAGCCGAUAAUACUUGCAGAUGGAGUCUGCAGUCCACAGGACCCCAACCCCGGGCGCCUCAAUAUGCGGCCACCAGCGCCGCAGGGCCCCACGCCGUGCUCCUUGCUGCUCAGCCUUCAGACAGGGCUAGGGGAGACGCAUGCGCAUUCCUUUCUCCUCAGCUCCUCCCGGCCUCCCUUCGCUAGUGCUUCGCAUUUCGAGUGCUGGAUCUUUUUGUCCCCUACUGCGUGCCGUGUCAGUUUCCGAGCGGAAGUGGUGACUGUGAGAGAAGAAGAUGGCGGCCACUGUGGUGGCGCCGCCUGGUGUGGUGGCCGGUCGGCCCAACAAGCGCAGCGGCAGCGGGCCGGCAGGCGGUGGCAGCGGCGGCGGCGGCGGCGGUGGAGCAGCCAGAGGGGCGGAGGAGGAACCGCCGCCGCCCCUACAAGCAGUUCUGGUGGCCGACAGCUUCAACCGCCGCUUCUUCCCCAUCUCCAAGGACCAGCCUCGGGUCCUCUUGCCCCUGGCCAAUGUGGCACUAAUUGACUACACUCUGGAAUUUCUGACUGCCACAGGUGUACAGGAAACCUUUGUCUUUUGUUGCUGGAAGGCUGCCCAAAUCAAGGAACAUUUAUUGAAAUCCAAGUGGUGCCGCCCUACAUCCCUCAACGUGGUUCGAAUAAUUACAUCAGAGCUAUAUAGAUCACUGGGGGAUAUUCUCCGUGAUGUUGAUGCUAAGGCCUUGGUGCGCUCUGACUUCCUUCUGGUGUAUGGGGAUGUCAUCUCAAACAUCAAUAUUACCAGAGCCCUGGAAGAACACAGGUUAAGGCGGAAGCUGGAAAAAAAUGUAUCUGUGAUGACGAUGAUCUUCAAGGAGUCAUCCCCCAGCCACCCAACUCGUUGCCAUGAGGACAAUGUGGUAGUGGCUGUGGAUAGUGCCACAAACCGGGUGCUCCAUUUUCAGAAGACCCAAGGCCUCCGACGUUUUUCUUUUCCACUGAGCUUGUUCCAGGGCAGUGGAGAUGGAGUGGAGAUUCGCUAUGAUUUACUUGACUGUCAUAUCAGCAUCUGCUCUCCUCAGGUGGCUCAACUCUUUACAGACAACUUCGACUACCAAACUCGAGAUGACUUUGUGCGAGGCUUGUUAGUAAAUGAAGAGAUCUUAGGAAACCAGAUCCACAUGCAUGUGACAACUAAGGAAUAUGGUGCCCGGGUCUCCAACCUACACAUGUAUGCUGCUAUCUGUGCUGACGUCAUCCGCCGAUGGGUCUACCCUCUCACCCCAGAGGCGAACUUCACUGACAGCACAACCCAAAGCUGCACUCACUCCCGACACAACAUCUACCGAGGGCCUGAGGUCAGCCUGGGUCAUGGCAGCAUACUGGAGGAAAAUGUGCUCCUGGGCUCUGGCACUGUCAUUGGCAGCAAUUGCUCCAUCACCAACAGUGUCAUUGGCCCCGGCUGUCACAUUGGUGAUAAUGUGGUGCUGGAUGAGGCCUUCCUAUGGCAGGGCGUCCGAGUGGCUGCUGGAGCACAGAUCCGUCAGUCUGUGCUCUGUGACAAUGCUGAGGUCAAGGAAAAAGUUAUCCUGAAGCCACACUGUGUCCUCACUUCCCAGGUGGUGGUAGGCCCAGAUAUCACGCUGCCUGAGGGCUCGGUGAUCUCUUUGCACCCUCCCGAUGCAGAAGAUGAUGAGGAUGAUAGUCAGUUCAGUGAUGAUUCUGGGGCUGACCAAGAAAAGGAGAAAGUGAAGCUGAAAGGUUACAAUCCAGCAGAAGUCGGAGUUGCAGGCCAGGGCUACCUCUGGAAAACAGCAGACAUGAACAUGGAGGAAGAGGAGGAACUACGGCAGAACCUGUGGGGACUCAAAAUCAACAUGGAAGAAGAGAGCGAAACUGAAAGUGAGCGAAGUAUGGAUUCUGAAGAGCUAGAUAGCCGGGCAGGCUCCCCACAGAUGGAUGACAUCAAAGUGUUCCAGAAUGAAGUCCUGGGAACUCUACAGCGGGGCAAGGAGGAGAACAUUUCUUGUGACAAUCUAGUCCUAGAGAUCAACUCUCUCAAGUACGCCUACAACAUAAGCCUGAAGGAGGUGAUGCAGGUGCUGAGCCAUGUGGUCCUGGAGUUCCCCCUGCAACACAUGGAUUCCCCACUCGACCCAAACCGCUACUGUGCCCUGCUGAUUCCCUUGCUCAAGACCUGGAGCCCUGUUUUUAGGAACUACAUAAAGCGUGCAGCUGAUCAUUUGGAAGCAUUGGCAGCCAUUGAGGACUUCUUCCUGGAGCAUGAAGCUCUUAGUACUUCCAUGGCCAAGGUACUGAUGGCUUUGUACCAGCUGGAGAUCCUGGCUGAGGAAACAAUCCUGAGCUGGUUCAGCCAAAGGGAUACAACUGACAAGGGCCGGCAGUUGCGCAAGAACCAGCAGCUGCAGAGGUUCAUCCAGUGGCUAAAAGAGGCAGAAGAGGAGUCAUCUGAAGAUGACUGAAGUCGCACUACCUGCUCCUGUGGGUGUGGUUGAUUGCCCUCCUGGUUUCUGGGCCAGGGCAAGUGAGAGGCUAGUUGCAGAAGGAUGAGUGACCACCAUCUGAGCUGAGACUUAAAGGAGCAGAGGCUGGAACUACAGUAUUCUUCCCACCGCCAGCAGCCAUGUGCCUCCCAUCCUGACUGGGGAGUUGAGAUGAGGGAAGUUGGGCUGGAUAACAACUCUGCCUAAGGAGGAGCUAGGCAGGCCCUGCAGUUAGAGGAAGGCCAGAGGAACAGCUUUGUGCUCUGGUUUCCCCUCAGGGAACAGCAGAGAGCAGUUGGCCCUCUCUGUUGCUUGUAUUUGUUAAUAUUAAAAAACAGAGAGAGGGGUA
Molecule: messenger RNA, 2901 nt
Organism: Lipotes vexillifer (Yangtze River dolphin)
Lineage: Eukaryota; Metazoa; Chordata; Mammalia; Artiodactyla; Lipotidae
Gene: EIF2B5
Product: eukaryotic translation initiation factor 2B subunit epsilon
Exons: 16
Coding region: 348-2531 (727 amino acids)
Cellular component (GO): eukaryotic translation initiation factor 2B complex
Molecular function (GO): guanyl-nucleotide exchange factor activity; translation initiation factor binding; translation initiation factor activity
Source: RefSeq, a predicted model, not a curated record